Messenger RNA from Macrobrachium nipponense, 2783 nucleotides. Its product is annotated as ADP-ribosylation factor-related protein 1-like. Gene Ontology annotation, molecular function: GTPase activity; GTP binding. The record is from RefSeq and is a predicted model, not a curated record. Gene Ontology annotation, biological process: intracellular protein transport; protein localization to Golgi apparatus; Golgi to plasma membrane protein transport. Bases 191 to 799 code for a protein of 202 amino acids. Lineage: Eukaryota; Metazoa; Arthropoda; Malacostraca; Decapoda; Palaemonidae. Gene Ontology annotation, cellular component: Golgi apparatus. The transcript has 6 exons.
UUUAAGACAGAAAUGUUUUGAUGGUGUUAGCAGUAGAACUCAGUGUUUUGUUUUUGUUUCGACAUAUUGAAUCCUGUUGCCUACUUACCUACCUACCUAGGCUAGCCUAGCCUAGCUAUGCUAGGUAGAGCGACCUGCCCCAAGUUGCGUAGGCACCCCAGAGCCUGUUAACUGACGAGGUGGCAGAAUCAUGUUUACCCUAUUCUAUGGGCUGUACAAAUACUUGUUCAAGAAGGAUGAGUUCUUUGUGUUGAUUCUGGGGCUUGAUAACGCUGGAAAAACUACAUACUUGGAAGCUGCCAAAACAAAAUUUACAAGGGGCUAUAAGGGCCUCAGCCCUUCUAAAAUUACAACAACAGUGGGCCAGAAUGUUGGGGCAAUUACUUAUGCUGGAAUUAAACUAAGCUUUUGGGAUCUUGGAGGACAAGAAGAAUUACAGCCACUUUGGGAAAAGUAUUAUGCAGAAUGUCAUGCUGUAAUAUAUAUGGUGGACUCAGCAGAUCGGGAGCGAAUGGGUGAAUCAAAAGAAGCCUUUGACCGAAUGAUAUGCAGUGACAAUCUUUCCGGAAUUCCUCUUCUUGUCCUUGCAAACAAACAGGACCUUCAGGACUGCAUGGGUGUCAGGGAAGUAAAACCAAUAUUUAAUCAGUCAGCAGAUCUCAUUGGACGACGGGAUUGUAUGGUGAUGCCUGUAUCAGCUCUCACGGGAGCUGGAGUUGAUGAAGGCAUUGACUGGUUGGUGGAAUGUAUCAAAAGGAAUAGUGAUAUUAGACCACCACCCAACCACAACGAUACCUGAUGCCCUGUUCGCAUUAUAUCCGGUUUUCCUGCCAAAUAUGAUAGAGUACUGUCUCCAUUUCUUACUGAAUGGACUGCAGUAUUUAUAACUUAGCAUGAAGUUUUUAAUGUUCUGUAUAUGUAUGUAUAUAUGUGAUUGCAAAACAAAGAUACAUUUAUUAUAAAAAACUGGUAUUUACAGCAUUCUUCCUGUUAUUGAUCAGUCUAGCAUUAUCAAGGUAUCACAGAUCUGAAAUAAUUGAAAAAUGUUUUGUAAAUUUAUCCUUGUGAAUGUGAAUACUGCUAUGCUCACAAGUUGCAGUUUGGUGUUCCUGGAAGACUAAUGGUAAUAUAUUUUGGAUAUAUAUAUAUAUAUAAUAUGUGUGUCUAUAUCAGAGGUUUAGAGGUUUAAGCAAUUUGAUUUCAGUAAGGUAUGUUAACUGCAAGGAAAUAGCAAACAUUUUAGAAAUGUUGAAAUGUUGUAACAUACCUAGUGUACGUAUCAUGCUAUAAGCCCCUCUUUUGAUGUCAGAAAAAUUGCUCUAGGAAAUGCAGGUACUUACUGGUUUGCUUGAAAAAAUGUUUACUCCAGUAGUGUGCAUGGUGCACUUCCUGUAUUGUCUUCAGGUUCAUUGUGAAGUUAGAAAGUUAAGAAAAUUUCAUAUAUCAAAACAAAAAGUUUUCUGUGUUAGGUCAGAUUUUGAUAGGCUUUGUAAGAGUACAAUAGGAAACAGUAGAGAUAGCUCUGUAUUAUAUACAGGGUAAUUUUUUUAAUGAAAAUUCUAAAGAUAGUAGAUGUCAGGGACCUGAUGGAUAAUGUAUCCAGACUGUGACAUCAGGUGAUAUCAUCUACUGUUCUUAGCUGUUAGGUCCUUACAUAAUCAUUCAUGAGUAAACCAUUAUGAACUGCAACAUACUAAGUCCCUCACUUCUUUCAAAACCAAAUCAUGAAUUUUUGUUUUAUUUCUCUUUAGCCUUAAUUGAAUCAUCUUUACCUCACCUCCUAACAGUUUUCUAGAAGUCAUAGUAGAGUCUCCCGUAGGUAUCCUUGGGCAUCUAGUGCUUCCUACAGUAGAUAAUUAUAUUUGUGGAUAAGCCAGUAUACUGUUAAAUGUUGAACUUAUUAGAGAUAAUGUUUGAGAAUUGUAAGAAUCUACUGAAAUAAUCAAUAUUUGACAGUAUAUAAGGAGUAUGAAUUCUUAGUAAACUUGGAAAUUCAGUAAAGUUUCAGGAAUUUGUUGGUUAUGCCAUGUGUUACUUUACAGAGGUGUUAAUGUUAAUGUUGGUAGAGGGCCAAUGUUUAUUUUCUAAUGAAGGGUAACUUGCAAUAUUUAUUUUUGUAAAGGGUUGGUAUUCCAUGUUGAAAGCCUUUUCAGUAUUGACUAUUUAGCCAUCUGUUUUUGCAUGCCCGGUGAGCUCCUUCAUUCUUAUUUCUUGUAUAUAAUAUUAGUUAUAUUAUAUUAAGAAAAUUGUAAAUAAUGUGAGUAGAAUAUCUCUUGUAUAUUAUGUUAUUUGAUCUUUUUGUAUUGUAGGUUUAUGAUGAGGUACAAGGUAUUGAUUUUGUGUUGGAAAGAAAUAAAAUUGUUUCAGUUCUGCUUUGUAAUGAAAGUGAUUUUUAGAGUUGUAAGCUUUUGAAGUCAGUGUAAUCUUGUACAAUUUAAGUUGUGCUUAUAUAUCAUUUCUUAUGAAUGCAUUGUGAUUUAAGUUUGUACAAAAUGUGUGUCUGAAGUUUGGGAUAAGUGUCACAGGUAUUUUGAAAGACCACAUGCUUUUAAUUAUACUAAAAUUCAUCAUAAGCAAAUUUAUUGACGUAUUGCAUGGGAUUUUCUUAUUAAUGCUGUAUUGUUUUGAAGAAAAUACUUUGUAAAAGUGAAAGAACAAGGGAUUAGAUGUUAAAAGAAAGAUUAUUUAGAUUUGUUGUUUUUGUCCCAUUUUUGGGGGGACAGUGGCUAUUUUUAAGGGUAAAUCACUGAGUACAUAUGAAAUAAAACUUUUUGACAUCUUUC